Messenger RNA from Fusarium musae, 1275 nucleotides. RefSeq lists its product as uncharacterized. Gene Ontology annotation, molecular function: chitin binding. NCBI's taxonomy places the organism in Eukaryota, Fungi, Ascomycota, Sordariomycetes, Hypocreales, Nectriaceae. The record is from RefSeq and is a predicted model, not a curated record. Bases 1 to 1275 code for a protein of 424 amino acids. Gene Ontology annotation, biological process: carbohydrate metabolic process. The transcript has a single exon.
AUGUUACAUUCUUUCCCUCAAGUUGCCUGCUGUCUGGCCCUGGUUCUUGGACUUCUACCCAAUAUUGUCCUCGCCCAGUGCGGUCCUGACAACGAUGGAGCUCGCUGCCCAUUGAACGUCUGCUGUUCAUCAGCCGGAUACUGCGGAACAUCAUCCGUGUACUGUGGUGAAGGUUGUCAGAGUUCGUACGGGAGCUGCUCUGUACCUACAGUUCCGUCUUGCUCUUCCGAUGGGAAGACGGCCACCAACGGUCGUCGUGUUGGAUACUGGCGCGUACAGCAGGCUUGGGACCGAUCUUGCGAUGUAGUCCUUCCCUCCCAGAUCCAGACCAAUGGGUUGACUCAUCUGAUCUUGGCGUUUGCCGAUUUCGACUCCAGCAGUUUCGCAGUGGGCGCUCAGAAUUCUCAAGAUGUCGAGUACUAUAAGCAAUUCACUGCUUUGCAGAGUGGUUCGCUGCAGACGUGGAUUGCCAUUGGUGGCGGCAGUUUCUCUACUGAGACUUGGUCUUCUAUGGCGGCUUCAUUUGAAUCGCGAUCUGCGUUCAUCUCGUCUCUCAAGUCUUUCAUGGAGACUUAUUCAUUCCAGGGUGUUGACCUUGAUUGGGAAUUUCCAACGACAAGCGAUGCAGCAAACCUGGUCACUCUCGUCCAGGAGCUGCGAGCCGCCUUUGGAAAGGAUUAUGGCAUCUCAGCGGCGGUACCAGCGGACUGGGGUAGCAUUCAGGGCUUCAACGCAGCCGGUAUGGGCAAAUACGUCGACUUCUUCAACUUCAUGGCAUACGAUUUGCACGGCUGGGGGAUUGAUCAAGGAACAGCCAAGGACACUGUGGCCUAUCAGGCCAGCAUAGUUGAUAUCGCCAAUGAUCUCAUGCCGUUGUGGGCGAACCAAACCGAUCCUUCGCUUAUCAACCUCGGCAUUCCCCUCUACGGCCGCGGGUAUACCCUCUCCUCCUCUAGCUGCAAAGACGCUGGUUGUGCUGCGUCGGGCCCCAGCGAAGAGGGCUCUUGUGUUAAAGAUCCCACAGGAGUCAUGGUCCUGAGUGAUAUCAAAAAGGCCAUUGCAGCCAACCAAGCCACCGUAGAGCUUGACAGCGAGGCUAUGCAGAAGGUUGCGACUUGGGGAAGUCAUCAGUGGAUAGGCUAUGAUGACGCUGAUACGUUGGCACUAAAGAUGACAUGGGCUGAUGGGUUGUGCUUGGGUGGUGCUGUAUUCUGGGCGCUUGAUAACAAUGGCGGUGCGUGGGGUGCUAAAGGUAAAAGCCCCUGCAAGGCUUAA